CCUGUCCACCCAAAAUGUUUUCUCUGGGGUCCUGGCUGCCGGCGUGGCCCGGGCUGGCGUGGGGCUGGGCGCUGCUGGAUUCGGUGCUGCAAGGGCUGGUGGGUGCCUGCGCCGUCUCGGUGCUCUGCAGCCUGAUGAAGGUUUAUCUCUACAUCCAGUGCCUGAACGACCCGGCGAGGCAGGCGCAGCAGGCGGCGCUCCGUGCGCAGCGGGGCGCGCUGGAGCCGCUGCAUGUGGCGGUGCUGACCGCGGCGCUGGCGCUGCUGGGGUCCCGAGUGGCCGCGCUGGUGGUGUUGGAGUUCUCCCUGCGCGCAGUCUCCACGCUGCUGUCCCUCCGCAAGGGCACCCCCAGCAGCCAGCUCUACCUGCUGUGCCAGUACUCGCUGGCCUGCGGCAUGUCCUGCAGCCUCAGCUUCUUGCUGGAAGGGGCUCCCCACGGCACCUGCAACCUGGCGCUGGCGGCGGGGCUGGCCGGGCUGCUGGCCGCCUACAGCCGGCGCCUGGCCCGGCACGUCUGCAGCCUCUACGAGCUGCACAGCCGGGAGCGGUACUGCGGCGUCUGCCUCCUGCUGCUGGCCUCCGGCCACGGCAUCCCCCGGCUGCUGCGCAACGCCCUGGCCAUCGCCUUCGCCCUGGCAGACCUGGCUGCCGUGGAGCUCAUCAACAGGGACUUCCUCUCCACGCUGGAGGCUGUGCGCUUCUGGACGCCGCUCACCAUCUGCUACACCCUGCUGGUCAUCCACAUGCAAGAGGGCCCGCGGCAGAGCGCCUACCAGACGGUGCUGGUGCGCAUGGGAGGCCUCUUCAUCCUCCUCCUCACCGUUGGCCGCUGGCCGGACGUCUGCCACGUCCUCGUCUCUCUGCUGGCAGAGUUCUGGUGCCUGCUCCAUGCCAGCGUCAUGCUGGAUGUGUGCCAGCAGCAGGACUCCACCCAGCAGCUGCAGAGGGACAGGCAGCUGGCGUCCAAAUCGCGCUCGGAGGACACGUCCUGACAAGCUGUGGGCUGUAACCGGGCAGCAGAAACUCAGGGGGGCAUUGCCUGGCACCCCCAAUCCUCCUUGUCACAGAUCCCCCAUGGGGACAAAGGAGAAAGGUCUCCUGGAAGGUGCUGGGCCCCAUCCCCCAGGCUGGGGGAGGCUGGGGGGACACUCACACGGCUCCUGGUUUCUGAGGGGCCCCCAUGGGGGUGUGGAGCCGCUGGGGACAUGGAGCACUGGCACAUGUCCCCGUCCUUGGUGGCUGCAGGGCCCUGCUGCUGCAGUGCAGAGGCCUCCAGGGGCUCAGAGGUCCUGGGAAAUAAAGUUUU
Dryobates pubescens (Downy woodpecker) is the source of this 1306-nucleotide messenger RNA. RefSeq names its product transmembrane protein 82 (gene TMEM82). The transcript has 6 exons. The record is from RefSeq and is a predicted model, not a curated record. Bases 15 to 992 code for a protein of 325 amino acids. Lineage: Eukaryota; Metazoa; Chordata; Aves; Piciformes; Picidae.